AUGUGGGUGCGGGUCUAUGCAUGCGUUCUCUUCGGCUCAGUACAUAGGGCAUCGAUUGCUACUGUGCCUAGUACACCUGUUGACCACCAGCAUCAGCAGAUACCAUCCCCUCCUUCUAGCUCACACUAUGUGCCGUUGCUCUUGGACGACAUUCUCAACCGUCCCGAGAAUUCGAUUGUGAAACAAGUGAAAGAGCACUAUUUGCCGGGCCUAUUCCCUCAUAAGAGUGCAGAAGAAGAUAAGAAACAAGAAGCGGAAAGUGCUAUUCGAAAUGCGCAUUUUAACAAUGAUGGAACCGGUGUCGCCUUUUACAACAAAACGAUGCAAGACUAUGGUGAAGCAAAGUGCCGUAUGCCCCAGAUCUAUAAAACGAUAAUCGCACCUACAAACGACGUCAAUUUCCAGUCUCUGUGCCGUAAUACCUCGAGCAGGACGGUGUUCGCUCAUGUUCGAAUGGCAACAUCCGAAGUGCAGCAAUUCAACAGCCACCCCUUCGCUUUCGGAAGACACAUAUUCAUGCACAACGGAUCGGUAGCAAACUUUAGUUCGAUUAGGCGAGAUCUAUGCGCCAAAUUAAGUACCAGAGCGUACAAUAAUAUCAAAGGUUCGACGGACUCUGAACACCUCGCCGCCCUGUAUAUGACGCACUUGGGCGAUGACUGGACUGUUCAGUAUGGUCUGGAGAACAUGAAGCGCGCGCUCGAACGUGCGAUUGCUGAUAUAAUAGCACUCCAACGGAAACUCCCGGACGCGACCACGCCUCUUGCAGCCUCGAGUCUCAAUGUGUGCACUACUGAUGGAGAGGAACUCUUGGCGUUCCGCUUCCGCAGCUCCGAGGUCGAGCAACCUCCAUCUUUGUACUACUCCACUUCAGCAGGUGUGACGUUGAACAGGAAGUACCCGGGACACCCGAAUUAUUUCAAGUGGGAGGAUCCUGGUGAUGCUGCUACAGGACUGGUGGGACCCGAUGAACUUCGUCCAGAGGCCUAUGGAAAUCACGUCAUCGUGGCAAGUGAACCAACUACAAAGGUAUGGAACUUUUCUAAGCCCGCGCACGAGCUAACCGAGUUUUCAAGGAUGAGGGCGAAUGGGAACGGCGCUAGCGUCAUCAGUGUUGAUUGGCCGCCCCGGCUCUUGCCUUCUGCCACAACAUACCUCACGACACCCGCACACCUGCAUUCCCGAAUCAUGUAUUUCCCCAAGGUUGCUCUGCUUGCUGCUUCUCUUUCACCAUUCGCUGCUUCAGCGCUGUCUUUCACUCGUCCCGACUUGGUUUUAAAUGGCGAAUCGCCUAUUUUCACGCAGAGCCGAUGGAGUUGGACCGAUUGUGGUUUGCCAUCUGAUGGUGUCCAGAUCAAGUCUAUCGAAGUUUCUCCAGACCCACCUAAGCCUGGGCAGGACUUGACAGUCACAGUUAUUGCUACAGCCGAUCAACCGAUUGAAGAGGGAGCAUACGCCGACGUUACUGUUAAGCUCGGUUUGAUUAAAUUGUUGAAUAAACGAUUCGAUAUCUGUGAAGAAGCACGCAACGCCAACGCAACCAUUCAAUGCCCGGUCCAAAAGGGUGAUCACACUGUUGUUCAGACUGUUGCAUUACCUAAGGAGAUCCCGCGAGCCAAAUUUACAGUCGACGUGAAAGGAUAUUCUGCUGAUGAGGAAGAUCUCGCCUGUGUCAAACUUAAUGUUGAUUUCAUGCUUGGCCACAACCUGUGGUAG
Molecule: messenger RNA, 1716 nt
Organism: Rhizoctonia solani
Lineage: Eukaryota; Fungi; Basidiomycota; Agaricomycetes; Cantharellales; Ceratobasidiaceae
Product: amino-terminal nucleophile aminohydrolase
Exons: 12
Coding region: 1-1716 (571 amino acids)
Biological process (GO): intracellular sterol transport
Source: RefSeq, a predicted model, not a curated record